AUGGUACUUACGUUUCUCAAGCUUCCUCCUGAGAUCAGAAUGAUGAUCUACGACCACCUUGUUGUUGAAAAGUCGAGGGGUUUGACACCUCACUGCAAGGGUGGACUUAAAGAUUGGGACUACUCUCGCAACAGCAUCUUUAAUAUCUCUCGGCAUGAACGACUCCCAAGCCAUGGGCGUUCUAUGCUGGCAUCAUGCCGGCGCGUGAACCAGGAAAUUGAAGACCUGGUUUACAAUGCGAAUGCAUUCUAUUUCUACACACCUCCAGUUGAGAAUGAAAAACUUCAGAUGACCUUCUUGGACACGCUGAGCCUGACAGUCAAGCAGUUUCAGCUCAUCAAGAACGUCUGCCUCGUGGCAAGACCUGACCGCAAAGCAGGACUUAAUUGUGUCGUCGGCUUGAGGGACUUUGGCGACUUCCUCUCUCAACAUAAUUGCCAUUUGGAACAUCUUCUGCUCUCGAUACCAUUCACGUGGGGGAAAGAUCCAGGGAUUUCUGACUGGGCUGCCGAGCUCAUUGAGCAAGGCACGGUCCGAACCAUUGGUCUUCGGUAUUGUCGAGGAUUGACUGGUGACUCGAUCCUGGAAAGUAGACAAGAAAUGUUUUUAAGAAGCUGGGCUAGGAAAUUCGAGCCCGAUGUCAAACAGAUUGCUCGUAUUCGGAAUGGCCGUUCUUGUGGGAUAGGGGAGCGGCUUUAUUGCGACCCUUGCUUCAAUUAUUAUUUGUUGAAGCUGAGAAAUGAGCCAGCGGCAGAUUCCAUUCAGGAACUCGUCCCACUACCACUUCGAUAUGUCGCCAAGGGUGAAGUUCGAUUGUGGAAGGAGUCUAGGAGCCAGCGGAGGUGGGAGAUCGAGCAGGCUGCUUACGAAAAAGAACGAAGCAGCACUAUGGAUAUGGUAGUAUAA
Bacidia gigantensis is the source of this 906-nucleotide messenger RNA. RefSeq lists its product as uncharacterized. The transcript has a single exon. Bases 1 to 906 code for a protein of 301 amino acids. Lineage: Eukaryota; Fungi; Ascomycota; Lecanoromycetes; Lecanorales; Ramalinaceae. The record is from RefSeq and is a predicted model, not a curated record.